This is a messenger RNA of Syzygium oleosum, 2846 nucleotides long. Its product is annotated as beta-galactosidase 5-like. Gene Ontology annotation, cellular component: cell wall; vacuole. Gene Ontology annotation, biological process: carbohydrate metabolic process. NCBI's taxonomy places the organism in Eukaryota, Viridiplantae, Streptophyta, Magnoliopsida, Myrtales, Myrtaceae. The coding region runs from base 207 to 2399 and encodes 730 amino acids. Gene Ontology annotation, molecular function: beta-galactosidase activity. The record is from RefSeq and is a predicted model, not a curated record. The transcript has 18 exons.
CUCCCCCCCCACCCCCCAAGGUCGUACAAUACUCUGCAGAGCAGCAAGCUCCUGCCCCUGUAGGCCGGUGAGCAAGCCGUGUGCGCACACCAUCGCCGUUAAACCGACAAACCCAGAUGACUUUUCUUCCUUCACAGCUUCUCUAGAUCAGAGACACUUCAUUUCCACCUCCAUUCUUGAGUGAGAGAGCGUGUGAGGCCAAAAAAAUGCGAACUUUCUCAGUUCCAAAGCUGCAAGCUUUGUUGGUCUUGCUCUACUUGUUCCUGGGUUUUGAGGAGGUCCGUUGCAGUGUGAGCUAUGAUAGGAAGUCACUGAUCAUCAAUGGCCAGAGGAGGAUCCUCAUCUCUGGCUCCAUUCACUACCCCAGAAGCACUCCUGAUAUGUGGGAAGAUCUUAUACAGAAGGCUAAAGAUGGAGGUCUGGAUGUCAUUGAGACAUAUGUCUUUUGGAAUGGUCAUGAACCUUCUCCUGGCAAUUAUAAUUUUGAUGGGAGAUACGACCUUGUGAGGUUCAUAAAGACGGUCCAACAAGUAGGACUUUAUGCUCAUCUCCGCAUUGGGCCGUACGUUUGUGCAGAGUGGAAUUUCGGGGGACUUCCUGUUUGGCUGAAGUAUGUACCUGGGAUCAGCUUCAGAACUGAUAAUGAGCCUUUCAAGGCUGCAAUGCAAGGAUUCACGCAGAAAAUUGUACAGAUGAUGAAAGAUGAGCGGCUUUUCGCAUCGCAAGGCGGUCCCAUUAUACUCGCUCAAAUUGAAAAUGAAUAUGGUCCAGAGAGCAAAGCACUUGGAGCUGCUGGUCAUGCAUACGUAAGUUGGGCUGCUAAAAUGGCCGUUGGAUUGGAUACGGGGGUCCCAUGGGUGAUGUGCAAGGAAGAUGAUGCCCCAGAUCCUGUGAUAAAUGCAUGUAAUGGGUUUUAUUGUGAUACUUUCUCACCCGACAAACCUUACAAGCCAAAAAUGUGGACUGAAGCCUGGAGUGGCUGGUUUACGGAGUUUGGUGGCACAAUUUAUGAGCGGCCAGUUGAAGAUUUGGCUUUUGCGGUAGCUCGGUUCAUUCAAAUGGGUGGCUCCUUCAUCAAUUACUAUAUGUACCAUGGCGGAACCAACUUUGGACGGACUGCUGGGGGUCCUUUCAUCACAACCAGCUAUGACUAUGAUGCUCCAAUAGAUGAAUAUGGUUUGAUCCGGCAACCCAAAUAUGGUCAUCUCAAGGAGCUUCAUCAAGCCAUCAAGCAAUGUGAACCUGCUUUACUAUCUUCCGAUCCUACCAUUACUUCCUUGGGAACUUAUCAGCGGGCUCAUGUGUUCUCUUCAGGGCCUGUUUGUGCAGCUUUUCUCUCAAACUCCAACUCAAAAUCAGCUGCUAGGGUGACUUUCAGGAGUAGACACUACAAUUUGCCUCCUUGGUCCAUUAGUAUCCUUCCUGAUUGCAAGAACGACGUGUUCAAUACAGCCAAGGUGAAAGUUCCUACCUCGCAGACCCAAAUGUUAUCAAGUAAUUCUUUGUUUCUUUCGUGGGAGACCUAUGAUGAGGAUAUUUCUUCUCUAGAAGAGGCCUCAAGGAUAACGGCUAUUGGACUCUUCGAACAAAUAAACAUCACUAGAGAUAGCAGUGACUACCUAUGGUACAUGACUAGCGUGGACAUUAGUUCAUCAGAAUCAUUGUUACGGGGAGGACGGAAGCCCACACUCAGUGUGCAGUCAGCUGGGCAUGCUCUUCAUGUCUUCAUCAAUGGGCAAUUUUCUGGAUCUGCCUUUGGGACCAGGGAGAACAGGGGUUUCACAUUCAAUGGACCUGUCAACCUCCGUGCUGGAACAAAUAGAAUCGCAUUACUCAGCAUCGCAGUGGGGCUACCGAAUGUGGGGCUGCACUUUGAAACUUGGAACACUGGAAUCCUAGGUCCAGUUUUACUAGAUGGUCUUGACGAGGGAAAGAAGGAUUUGACGUGGCAGAAAUGGUCCUAUCAGGUUGGCCUAAAAGGAGAAAUGAUGAACUUGAUUUCUCCAACUGGUGUCUCAGCUGUUGAUUGGCUCCCCGAGUCACUGGCUACCCAAACCCAGCAACCAUUGUCAUGGCAUAAGACUUACUUUGAUGCACCUGAAGGUGAAGAACCGCUGGCUUUGGAUUUGCGAAGUAUGGGAAAGGGGCAGGUAUGGGUCAAUGGACAGAGUAUCGGGCGAUAUUGGAUGAAUUUUGCAAAUGGAAAAUGCGACUCGUGUAGUUAUUCCGGGACUUUUCGGCCUCCAAAAUGCCAAUCUGGUUGUGGCCAACCAACACAAAGAUGGUAUCAUGUUCCGAGAUCAUGGUUAAAGCCAACGAGGAACUUUUUGGUGAUUUUUGAGGAACUUGGUGGGGAUGUAUCACAAAUCUCUCUUGUGAAGAGACUGGUGUCGGCGUAAAUUGAAGCUACUUGUUCCACAGAUGGUGCAACAGACCAAAUUCACGUACAUGAGAACCACUAUACGGAAGAAUAAAAGGAGAAUAGACUCUCUUUUCUCUAUGUAUUCAAGGUAGUUAUGGAUAGAAGACAUGGGAGUUCACAGAUGAAGGUGGCUUAGAUUUCAUUUGGUGGAUGCUGAAUUGCCCUUCAUCCAUUCUGGGAGAUAAAUGUAGAGAUAAACUUAGACAUAGGCUUAUCUUAUUAGCUUUCUGGAGGGCAGGAUCAGGUGAUUAGGGGAAUGAAAUUAGCAAGGGCUAGUGCUUUGCUUCAACUUGUUCAUAUUCCACAUCAUUGUACCAACUGUUUCAUCUCCUCCUUGUGAAUAAUUCGAAGGUAUGAAGCGCCAAUUCAGUAUCUACGAUUCAAUGAAGGUUGUCCAGUCGAGCAUGGAGGAGUUGCUACUGAA